CUAGAUUCUCGGCCAAGACUAAGCACAGCCUGGCUGUGCCGUUCAAGUUUUAACCCAGGACCUGUUUAAGUCUCAGCUUCUCAUUUGCAAAAUGAAGACUGUAAUAAUACUUCAUAAAAGGAGGAUUAUAAUGAAGUAAAGUGCUGCAUGCAGGUCCAGUGUGAGUGAACUGGAGGCAUCUCUGCAACAUGACCCACAGGGAUAAUGCAGGUCCUGUUUACAGCCUGCACUCUGUGAUUCUCCUGGUAGCCCUGAGUCCAGAGCUCCUACGCCUGGGAGCCGGAGUACAACUACAAGACAAUGGAUAUGAUGACUUACUUGUUGCAAUUAAUCCUCAGGUUCCUGAGGAUCGCAAUCUCAUUCCAAACAUUAAGGAAAUGAUAACUGAAGCUUCAUUUUACCUAUUCAAUGCCACCAAAAGAAGAGUGUUUUUUAGAAAUAUAAAGAUUUUAAUACCUUCCACAUGGAAAGCUAAUAAUUACAGCAAAGUAAAACAAGAAUCAUAUGAAAAGGCAAAUAUCUUAGUGACUGACUGGUAUGGAGGCCAUGGAGAUGAUCCUUACACCCUACAAUACAGAGGGUGUGGAGAAGAGGGGAAAUACAUUCACUUUACGCCCAACUUCCUACUAAACGAUAACUUAACAGCUGGCUACGGAUCACGAGGCAGAGUGUUUGUCCAUGAGUGGGCUCAUCUGCGUUGGGGUGUGUUUGAUGAAUAUAACAAUGACAAACCUUUCUACAUAGAUGGACAAAAUCAAAUUAAAGCAACAAGGUGUUCAUCUGAUAUCACAGGAAUUUUCGUGUGUGAAAAAGGUCUUUGCCCGCAAGAAAACUGUAUUAUUAGUAAACUUUUCCAGGAAGGAUGCACAUUUAUCUAUGAUAGUGACCAAAAUGCAACUGCAUCAAUCAUGUUCAUGCAAAGCUUGUCUUCUGUGGUUGAAUUCUGUAAUGCAAGUAACCACAACCAAGAAGCUCCAAACCUACAGAAUCAAAUGUGCAGCCUCAGAAGUGCUUGGGAUGUAAUCACAGACUCGGCUGAUUUUAAUCACAGCCUUCCCAUGAAUGGGACUGAGCUUCCACCUCCUCCCAUAUUCUCGCUCAUACAGGCUGGCCUCAAAGUGGUCUGUUUAGUGUUGGAUGUGUCCACCAAGAUGGCGGAGGCUGAUAGACUCCUUCGACUUCAACAAGCGGCUGAAUUUUACCUGAUGGAGAUUGUUGAAAUUCAUACCUUUGUAGGCAUUGUCAGUUUCAAUAGUAAAGGAGAAAUCAGAUCGCAGCUAUACCAAAUAAACAGCGAAGAUGACCGAAAACUGCUAGUUUCAUAUCUGCCCACCACUGUGUCAACUGAAGCAGAAACCAGUGUCUGCUCAGGGCUGAAGAAAGGAUUUGAGGUGGUUGAGAAGUUGAACGGGAAAGCUGACGGCUCUGUAAUGGUGUUAGUGACUGGGGGAGAGGACGAGCAUGUUGGCCACUGCUUACUCACUGUGCUCAGCAGUGGUUCCACUAUCCACUCCAUCGCCAUGGGCCCCUCUGCAGCUGAAAGCCUGGAGGAAUUGUCACAUCUUACGGGAGGUUUAAAGUUCUUCGCUCCAGACCAUCCGAACUCCAAUAGCGUGAUUGACGCUUUUAGUAGAAUUCCCUCUGGAACUGGAGACAUUUUUCAACAACAUCUUCAGCUUGAAAGUAUGGGUGAAAAUGUUAAACCUCACCACCAGCUGAAAAACACUGUGACUGUGGAUAACAGUGUGGGCAAUGACACUAUCUUUCUAGUAACAUGGCAAACCAGUGGUCCCCCUGAGAUUGUAUUACUGGAUCCUAAUGGAAGAAAAUACUACACAAAUAAUUUUAUCACCAAUCUAGCUUUUCAAACUGCUAGCCUUCGGAUUCCAGGAACUGCCACACCUGGGCACUGGACUUACACACUGAACAAUACUCACCAUUCCCUCCAAGCCUUGAAAAUGACAGUGACCUCUCGAGCUUCUAGCUUAGCUCUACCCCCAGCCACUGUGGAAACCUUUGUGGAAAGAGACAGCACCCAUUUUCCCCAUCCUGUAAUGAUUUAUGCAAAUGUGAGAAAGGGGUUUUAUCCCAUUCUUAAUGCCACGGUAACUGCUACGAUUGAGACCAAGACUGGAGAUCCUGUUGUGCUGAAACUUUCUGAUGAUGGAGCAGGUGCUGAUAUUAUAAAAAAUGAUGGAAUUUACUCGAGGUAUUUUUUCUCCUUUGCUGAAAGUGGUAGAUACAACUUGAAAGUCCAUGUCAAUUACCUUCCCAGCAUAAGCACCUCAGCCCACUCUAUUCCAGGGAGUCACGCUAUGCAUGUACCUGGUUACAUAACAAAUGGUAAUAUUCGGAUGAAUGCCCCAAGGAAGUCAGUGGGUCGAAAUGAGGAAAAGCAGAAGUGGGGCUUUAGCCGAGUAAGCUCAGGGGGCUCCUUUUUAGUGCUGGGAGUUCCAACCAGGCCCCAUCCUGACAUGUUUCUACCAUGCAAAAUUACUGACCUGGAAGCUGUCAAAGUGGAAGAGGAGGUGACUCUCUCAUGGACAGCACCUGGAGAAGACUUGGACCAGGGCCAGGCUACAAGCUAUGAAAUAAGAAUGAGUAAGAGUCUACGGAAUAUUCAACGUGACUUUAACAGUGCUAUUUUAGUGAAUACAUCAAAGCUAAAUCCUCAGCUAGCUGGCACCAAGGAGAGGUUUACAUUCUCACCCAAACUUUUCCUACAUGGACCUGAACAUCACCCUGAUGGAGAGACACAAGAAAGCCACAGAGUCUAUGUGGCAAUACGAGCGAUGGAUGAGAAUGCCUUAAAGUCUGCCGUAUCUAACAUUGUCCAGGCAUCUCUGUAUAUUCCCCCAAAUUCCGCUCCUGCACUUGCCAGAGAUUGUCUUAUUUUGAAAGGGGUUUUAACAGCAAUGGGUUUGAUAGGAAUCAUUUGCCUUGUUAUAGUUGCAACACACUGUACUUUAAAUAGGAGAAAAAGAAUGGAGAAGAGAGAGAACGGAACAAAAUUGCUCUGAUCAAAUGUACAGAGCACCCUCCUUAAAUAAAAGACCCAAGGCCUUUACACAUCACAAAAACGUACCAACAAAGUCAAAUGAACAUCAACACUGUCUUAAAGUACAUGGGGUUUUUGUCCUGUACAGAUCAUAUUUUUAUGUGGUAAGUAGACACAAAAUUCUUUUAUAAUACUCACUUAGGUGGGGAGAGGGAUAACAAGACCUUCAGGCUUUGGAGAUGGAAAAAUAAUCAACAUUAUUCUUCAAGGUAAUCUCUUUAAAGGCAAAGUAAGAGCAAAGCUCAACCACAGUCAAGAUCAGUUUUUUGUUGUUGAAGUGGAAAAGUAGCCCUAAGUAGACGAAGGGGUUAGGUCUUACAUAGUGUAAUGCUGAAUGGAACAAUCACUGAGUUCCUUUGAUUUUCAUGUCUCCUUAUCUGUGCAGAACAGGUUGCUUAUUUAUGACGGAUGAUCAGGUUGCGUUUUAUAUAUGAAGUCUCCACUGUAAAGCUCUUUUUUUCUUGCCAUUUGGUUAAAGAUUUUCACAGGUCACACCCUACUACUAAUGUUCAAACAUAUCUUUCUUCACUGUAAAAAUAUGGGAGUUAUCUUUGUCCCUUCUUACUGAUUUUUUUAAACAAAGGGCUAUUAAAUUUAUUGUUUAUGAGUUUCUACUCCCAUCAAAGCAGUUUUCUAAGUUAUUACCUUG
Tupaia belangeri chinensis (Chinese tree shrew) is the source of this 3707-nucleotide messenger RNA. RefSeq names its product chloride channel accessory 2 (gene CLCA2). The record is from RefSeq and is a predicted model, not a curated record. Lineage: Eukaryota; Metazoa; Chordata; Mammalia; Scandentia; Tupaiidae. The coding region runs from base 189 to 3020 and encodes 943 amino acids. Gene Ontology annotation, cellular component: plasma membrane. The transcript is spliced from 16 exons. Gene Ontology annotation, molecular function: intracellularly calcium-gated chloride channel activity. Gene Ontology annotation, biological process: chloride transport.